AUGUCCCUCGACGGCGAGGAUUACGACAUCCUCCCCUCCCUCCCCUCAACUCCCUCCAACGGCAUCAAGCUUCUCUUCAGCAAGAGCAAAGUCUACGUUCAUCCAACCUCUCGCAGUAAGGACAACGUCCCCGGCUUCAGCGCUUUGCAAUCACGACCGAGUACCAAGCCCACGCCUGCUCGUACCGGCCUGGGAGCAGUGGCCACCGACGCAGCGGUAAGGGACGAAAUCUACCUAAGCUGGGUCCCAGAAAGCGUCCUACAAAAACAGAAAAGCGAGGAGUAUGAAGCCUACCUCGCUGUCGAAUCUCGAACCGACACCGAUUCGCCGGCCACUCGCUCAAUCCAGGCAUCCACCAUCACGAACGAACAAUACGCCUUUUCCAUCCCCGUCUCCUCAAUUUACUCCAUUCUCGUUCGUCCACCCAAUCUAGGAUGGUGGUUCGGGAGUUUGGUAGUUAGUACUCGUGAUGGAAUCACCUACCCCGCGUUGUUCUUCCAUGACGAUGAGUGUCAGAGUACCAUCCUCCAACGCAAACGCCGUCAAAAGGAAUCGUUUGAUCCAUUUGCUUCAGACAACGGUGUCGUAUUUUGGGGUGGAGACGAGGUUUUGAGGUGGAUUAGGAGGUAUGCGAGGGUUGAGAGGAGUACCGUCGAACCACAGUUGUACCUAAUCGACCCCGAAUCGGCGGAUGUCUUGAGUCUCAGUACGAGGCCGACCGUGACCACAAAGAAAGCUGUGGGCGGGGGCGGUGAGAUGAAACCCCUUGUUGCGACGUUGAAGGAGGCUAGGUGGGGCUUGUUAUCGACGUUUGCGAAGGUCACGAGUAAGGCGAGGCAACUCCUCGAAUCGAACAAAACCUUGGCCGAGAGUUUGCCGACGCCUGUGCAGGAGCUUUUGGGACAUAGUCCUGAGGCGAGGAGGGUUGUAGAGGAGUUUGAGCAGGCGAGGUUGUAUCUUGCGAAAUGGGCCCAGGGCAUCCAUGAACGUGAGGAGAGGGCACAGAUGCAGCAGACAACGAGGGUUUGGGGUGUCGAGGAAGUUGAUGCGGAUGAUUUGGGCGAGGUUGGUGGCGCUUUUGAGUUGGUUCGCCUCGGCGACGUGGAGGAUGAGGAAAGAGAUGGUGAUCGUGACCAAGUUAAACCUGUCACGAAGGAAGUGUGGGAGGGUUUCUUCGAUCAUACCGGACGUUUGAUGGUUACGGUCCGCGAAGUGAAGCGCGCUAUAUUCUAUGGGGGUCUCGAAGAUGACGUACGUUCAGAUGCGUGGAUGUUCCUGUUGGGCGUUUACCCGUGGGACUCCUCUUCCGAUGAGCGUAAAGCCAUCAUGGCGAGUAAGCGGGAUGAAUACGAGAGGCUGAAGGGUAGGGCGUGGUGUCGUGCCAACGGCGUCGACGUCGAUGGACACGUCCCCACCGAAGAGGAAAAGCUCGCGUUGGUGGAAGAACGACACAGAAUUGAAAAAGACGUCCACCGCACUGAUCGUACACGGGACUUAUUCCAAGCUGAGGAUCUCCCGAAUCCGCACUAUGGAGAGGAAGAGGGCAGUGGACAUGAGAAGACGAAUGUUCACAUGGAAGCUUGUAAGGAGAUUUUGGUGGCGUAUCAUGAGUAUAACCCCACUUUGGGUUACGUGCAAGGUAUGAGUGAUUUGCUGAGUCCUGUCUACGUGAUCCUCGGAGACGAGGCCGCUUCUUUUUGGGCGUUCGUUGGGUUUAUGGAGAGGAUGCAACCCAACUUCUUGCGCGACCAAAGUGGCAUGAGGAGGCAGUUGGUCGUUUUGGACCAACUCGUGCAGUUGAUGGAGCCGAAGUUGUAUAAGCAUCUGGAGAAAGCUGACUCGACCAACUUCUUCUUCUUCUUUAGGAGCUUGUUAGUCUGGUUCAAGCGAGAGUUUGAGUGGCACGACGUGCUUCGUUUGUGGGAGGUUCUUUGGACAGAUUUUAGGAGCAAGGAGUACCACCUCUUCUUCGCAUUUGCUGUGUUGGAGAGGAACAAGGAUGCCAUCAUGGACAACCUGCAACGCUUUGAUGAGAUACUGAAGUACAUGAACGACCUCUCCAUGAACAUCGACCUCGAGCUCACCCUUCGCCGUGCGGAUGUCCUCUUCACGCGUUUCCAACGCACAGUCGAGGCUAUCGAUCUCAAGCGAGCUGAGCAAGAGAGGGACUCUAGCAGUGGUUUGAGAAGGAGGUUGCCAGCCGGCGAGGCGAAUACGAGUGGCACCGGUGAGAGCGAAACGGCGCAGGAGGCUGUUAAGUUGCCUGUCAUUACGGAAGGGUUGAGGGGGUUGUUGGCGAAGUAA
This is a messenger RNA of Saitoella complicata NRRL Y-17804, 2304 nucleotides long. Its product is annotated as RabGAP/TBC. Gene Ontology annotation, molecular function: GTPase activator activity. Gene Ontology annotation, biological process: activation of GTPase activity. The transcript is spliced from 9 exons. The record is from RefSeq and is a predicted model, not a curated record. The coding region runs from base 1 to 2304 and encodes 767 amino acids. Lineage: Eukaryota; Fungi; Ascomycota; Saitoellomycetes; Saitoellales; Saitoellaceae.